Messenger RNA from Cricetulus griseus (Chinese hamster), 3986 nucleotides. Lineage: Eukaryota; Metazoa; Chordata; Mammalia; Rodentia; Cricetidae. The record is from RefSeq and is a predicted model, not a curated record.
GCUUUCUUCCUCCUCCUAGUUCACUCCUCUGGCUGAUGUGCAAGGUCUUGCAGAAGCCAGGGACUUGUUUUCUGGGCUUGGCAAAAGUACAUAGGAAGAAGCCAGGGCUUCCCGGCUGGGAGGAGGGAGGAGAGCUGAAGAUCCCCGCCUUUGGCUCAGCUAAGCAAAGUGGGCAGCUCAGUGCUUGAAAGAGGAUUGUGCUCGCACUAGAUAUCAGUAAGUGGGUGACCGUGUGAGUGCCCCUGGGUCAUGGGGUAGACUUGAAAAUGAUGCUUGAUUCUAGGGGAAAGCUGCAAGGCUGCUGUCUCUGUGUGCUUUCUGUGUCGAGUGCAGACUAGAGACUUAAGCACAAGAAUAACUCCAAAUGCCUCCUCUCCUCCCCAUCUUGGAAAAUGGCAACUUCUACUUGAGAGUAGUUAUGGCCGUACUCUCCUUCCCUGAACCCUCAUCCUAGGAAAGUGUGCUACUAAGUCAGACAGAGUUGGGAGUAAGUGGGAAAAGUGAAAUGUAAUAUUAACAGAAAUUGCAAUCUCUAUGUUCUGUAUGUACUGUCAUUGUUAUAUCUUUCAGCAGAAAUUGUCAGCAAAGUCUGAGACAGGGGCUUAAAUGGGGAAAUUAUAGUUUCUAUGACCAAGAGGUGGAGUAGUCCAUAUGUAAGGGAUUAAAUACAAAAUUUUUGUAAUAAAUAAUAGAUGUUUUUUUUUUUUUUUAAAUCAUUAAAGGGGAACAGCAGCCAGGAAGCCUAAAAGUGCAUGAUAAAAAUUAGGAAAAGAAAAUUUCACAUCCAUGGCUUUUUUGCAGUAGCCAAAAUUGCAGGAUGUUUACAAAGUCAGGGCAGUGAUGCAAGAAUACUUCAAUUAUUGUUGUACAUUAUUAAUACUGUUGCCGGGCAAGAUCUGUGGUUCUCUGGUCAGCAAGUUCUGGCAAUGAAGCCACUGGCGCUGAUGCAAAGAAUUCUGGGAUGUCUGACAGUGAAAUGGAUGGAAGGACUCACAUUCCAUCUCUACUUAAUGCCCUUUUGUCCAGAAAUCGGGUCAUGCAGAUGAACUACUUGAAAAGUAAAGAACAAGGCUAUGGAAAGCUAAGCAGUGAUGAAGACCUCGAAAUAAUUGUUGAUCAGAAGCAGGGCAAAGGCUCUAGGGCUGCAGAUAAGGCUGUUGCCAUGGUGAUGAAGGAGAUACCGAGGGAGGAGUCUGCAGAAGAAAAGCCCCUCCUUACUGUGACAUCACAGCUGGUGAGUGAGCAACAAGAAAGCAGACCUCUCCUGAGCCCUUCCAUCGAUGACUUCCUCUGUGAAACCAAAUCCGAGGCCAUUGCAAAGCCAGUAACGUCCAACACAGCCGUGCUGACCACUGGCUUGGAUCUCCUUGACCUGAGUGAGCCUGUCUCUCAAACACAAACCAAAGCCAAGAAAUCGGAGCCCUCAUCAAAGAGCUCAUCCCUCAAGAAAAAAGUUGAUGGCUCUGAUCUCAUCAGUACAGAUGCUGAGCAGAGGGCCCAGGCUCUCCGGGGCCCAGAGACGUCAUCCUUAGACUUAGUAGACAUUCAAACACAACUGGAAAAAUGGGAUGAUGUCAAGUUCCAUGGUGACAGAACCAGCAAGGGGCAUCUCAUGGCUGAAAGGAAGUCAUGCUCAUCUAGAACUGGAUCCAAAGAGCUUCUGUGGUCCUCAGAACAUAGAUCUCAGCCAGAGCUCAGCACUGGGAAGAGUGCCCUCAACUCCGAGUCGGCUUCCGAGUUGGAACUUGUGGCUCCAGCACAGGCUCGGCUCACCAAAGAGCAUCGCUGGGGGAGCGCUCUGCUCUCCAGGAACCAUUCUUUAGAAGAGGAGUUUGAAAGAGCAAAAGCAGCAGUAGAGUCAGAUACGGAGUUCUGGGAUAAGAUGCAGGCAGAGUGGGAAGAAAUGGCCCGAAGGAACUGGAUAUCCGAGAACCAAGAAGCCCAGAACCAAGUCACCGUGUCAGCCAGUGAAAAGGGUUAUUACUUCCACACUGAAAAUCCCUUCAAGGACUGGCCUGGAGCAUUUGAAGAAGGCUUAAAGAGGCUGAAGGAAGGAGACCUACCUGUCACCAUCCUGUUCAUGGAAGCAGCAAUUCUUCAGGACCCUGGAGACGCUGAGGCAUGGCAGUUUCUUGGUAUAACCCAGGCAGAAAAUGAAAAUGAACAAGCAGCCAUUGUCGCCCUCCAGAGGUGCCUGGAGUUACAGCCCAACAACUUGAAAGCUCUAAUGGCCUUGGCUGUGAGUUAUACCAACACCGGUCAUCAACAGGAUGCCUGUGAAGCUCUGAAGAACUGGAUUAAGCAGAACCCAAAGUACAAAUACCUUGUAAAAAACAAGAAGAGCUCUCCAGGCCUCACUCGGCGGAUGUCUAAGUCCCCAGUUGACAGCUCUGUUCUGGAAGGAGUGAAGGAAUUAUACCUGGAAGCUGCCCACCAAAAUGGUGACAUGAUAGACCCGGACCUGCAAACAGGUCUUGGAGUGCUGUUCCACUUGAGCGGGGAGUUCAACAGAGCAAUUGAUGCAUUUAAUGCUGCCUUAACUGUUCGGCCAGAGGAUUACUCAUUGUGGAACCGUCUUGGGGCAACCCUGGCAAACGGAGACCGUAGUGAGGAAGCUGUGGAGGCCUACACAAGAGCACUGGAGAUCCAGCCAGGCUUCAUCCGCUCCAGAUACAACCUGGGGAUCAGCUGCAUCAACCUGGGUGCCUACAGGGAAGCGGUCAGCAAUUUUCUCACUGCCCUCAGUUUGCAAAGAAAGAGCAGGAACCAACAGCAAGUCCCUCACCCUGCCAUCUCGGGGAACAUCUGGGCUGCCCUCAGAAUUGCGCUGUCACUGAUGGACCAGCCAGAACUCUUCCAGGCAGCCAACCUUGGUGACUUGGAUGUUCUCCUAAGAGCUUUCAACUUGGAUCCUUAAAGGAAAAGGGGGAAAUACAGAAUAAGUCCUCAUCUGUUAUUAUACUAAAAAGGGACAAAACUAUUUUAUUAUGGAUUUCCAAAAAGAUUUUUUUUUUAAGGCUGAAGCAGAGAGUCAAAAGGUCGUGGUCAUAUAACCCAAGGGGAUUGAUUACUAUAGACAAUCCCUAGCCUCUGUUCAGAUCCAAAAGCACAAAGUCAAGGGUGGGUUCAAGAGAAGAACUAAGAUUCUCCGGACAAACCAAGAUAAGGUAACUGUGUAUACUCUUCCAAGUUACAAGUAGACUUUGAGUUAUUGCCUCCCUAGUCACAGCUGGUGGAGUCACACUGGUGGAGUCAAUGCUGGUGGCACAUCUGAGGAGCCUGUUCAUGGGACCUAAAGCAAGACAGUUUGUCUGCCGACAGUGAACUCAGGCUGUCUCAAAGUUGUCUGCCCCUUUUGCGAGACUGAAUACAGUCUGGGCCAUUGACGCAUGCACACAUACAACCCGAGUAAAGGCAGGUAUCGCUUCCCCUCCUCCCUUUCAACUUUUUACUGUAAGCCGUUGUUUCCAGAGAGAGCUUUGCUGGCAACAGCAGUUUUUGCACUAGAUGUUUUUGCUGUUCCCAAUGAAAUCCUGUCUAGGAUUGUAAAUAAGCACUUUAAUAUUUUAUUUAUGCCUUGCUGGGCUUCUGGUUUGUUGCUCCAGUUUCUAACAUUGGGGGGGGGGGUAACUAGAAGAUGUGAGACAGAUUUGUUAGCUCAAUGGACCAAAUAAAAAAACUGAGAAGAGUUUUUCUUAGUGUAGGGUUUUGAGGGUGUGUUGGCAUAGAAUGUAAAUGUGUUAAACCCAGUUUCCUUUGCUUGCUUUCUGGGACUCUGUGGAUCUCAGUAGGAAGCAAGUUCUGCCUCAGCAUUCUCCCUGCAGAAGGAAGCGUGUCGAUUCUGUGAUUUCUAAUGAGUUUGUGUUAACUUGUUUUCAUACCCUGUUUUCCUGCUUUCUAACUGCCCUGCACCAGAUACUCCUUUUAAACUGUUACUAUUUUAAAUGGUAUUUCUUAAGUGUGAUAAAUACAUUUUUCCUAAAGUU